CUUGCCAUCGGGUCAUUGAUGUUUAUAUAGUAAUCAUAGCAUGACACAAGAAGAAGAAAGAAGCCAACGAUUGAAUGCAUUCAUCUGUGGGUAAAUUAUUACUGUUCGAUUGACCAAUCACAGACCAGGAAGCGAUUGUAAUUGUGCCAUGCAUAAAUACUUUUCCUCAAGCGGCAUAUUUGGACUAUAACGCAAGGACGCUUCUUUACAAUCAUGGUUUUCUUCUAUGGUCUGUUAACAUGUUAUCCCUGUGAAUUUUAAACGCUCUUUUAAAUCGCUAUUAGCGAAUUCACCAACAAGGCUCGUUUGUAAGUAAUCUGAUCGCACUAAGCGCCAUCGAUCAAGAGGUUCGCUUCAAUCAAGCGAGCAAGCUAACCCGACCUCGUAACGCCUUGUUCCACUCGAUUUAGAAACAGCUGAGUUUGUUAUGGCUCGAGAAGGCGAUAUAUUUGAUGAGUUUGAAUAUGGUAUCGGUAAAGUUGGAUUCUUCCUGCAAGACAUCUUACGGAAAGAACAACUGACCAACGAGGCAGAAAAACAACGUCAAGAGUGCAUCUGGCAGCUUCAGAACAUGUCUAAUACACUGCACAUGUUUAAGAACUACCCUACAUACGAGAAUACACUCAAUGCAGGGUUAUCACAGUCUAGUCAGGCUUUGAAUGAUGGGCAGGAUGAAUUCGGUGUAACUGACAUCCCCCGUAGUGGUUCUCUGCCUGAUAUACCGAACAAUGCUGAUAACCGACCAAAAAAGACUAAAGGCGUUCAGCAGGACAGCGAUUUCAUCCUUAGCGACAUGCGCGAGCUGGUAAUCUAUGAUCCAAUCGAGGAGGAAGACGAAGAAGAGGAAGAGGAGGAUGAGGAUGAGCUCGACCCCCUUCAACUCUCCACAAGCUCGAGGUCUUCAAUGAAAAGAAGUCGUAAACGGGAUAGCGCUGUGUUGUUCGAUAUUUCACUGGGUGACCUCGAAGACUUUGAUCUUGCUGGAUUCCUGACCGAAAAGCAUAGUGRGAAGGAUUGGUACUGCGUCCUAAUGGAUCAGCAUCUUUGUCUUUUCCCUUCCCAGGAUGCAAAUGAGCUUGCUUAUGAUGUCGUCAUMUUGCCAUGUUGUCAGAUCUCCCUUGACGACAGGCUCAUGCGAACCCCUGUAUUUCGACUGACUCAACCUGGCAUGGCACCAUGGGUAUUGGUUGCUAAGGAUAAUGAAGAGCUCAAGGAGUGGAUAAGUGCCUUAACGACAGCUGCAUCAGGUGGUAAAUACAGCCUGACGUCAUCUAGUAGUAAUACUGCGAAGUCAGUGCGAGUUGGAGCCAGCGGUAUGCAUGCGAUCACUGAGRAAGAACCAGCUGAGGAGAUGCAGGAAGAAACUAACCAUGAAUCCACUAAAAUUGUAAUUACUGAAGAKAUAACAAAAAAUGAGGAACCCAUAAGUUUGGAAACGGAAUAUAUCGCAGAGAAUAGUGCCAGUCCACCACUUGAAACUCUCCCAGAAACCCCCACAAGUCCAGAAGUAUUUGGAGAAGAGAUUUACGAAGCUGUCGAGCAGAAUGACGACUUCGAGGAUGAUGGAUUUGCAACAGAUGAGUUCGACAGUGGUUCGUCGGAAAAUGAAGAUUCGACUGGAACCAGCCCCAAAGGCUCACCCAAGCUACGCACGAAGCCGAAGAAGAAACCCAACCAGUUACUGAAAUGGCUGAAGAAGAAGACGCGCACAAAAGAUCGUUUGUUUUCCAGUCCUAGCGAUGGUGUGGCUUUAGCUGGCUACGUCCAUCGGCUUAUUAACAACGAGUUUUCUAAGAGAUGGUGUGUGGUACGAGAAGGAAAGAUCUACUGCUACAAGAACAUCAAACACGAAGACACUGAGCUAACUCUGGAGUUGGAAGGAACUGAAAUCCGAGCAAAAGAAGAACCAAAAAAUCGUUAUAUCAUCCGCGUCUUGAAGGAUAACGAACGACUUCUUACAUUACUCACCAAGAACACGAAAGAUAUGGAUAAAUGGAAGACAGCGCUGCGAAUAGAAUCAGGUUUUAUCAAGCUUACUUCGCCGGUUGAUUCUAGUUCUGGUGUGUUUGAUGACCCAGAGGGUGACUACAUUACACCGAUUACCCCGGUUGGUUUACAGAAGGACCCCAAAAGUCCGACCUUAGCUAGAAAAGUUAUUGAAUCUACUAGUGACUCUGWGUCCAAUUGUGAUGACGAGGAUGCCUAUCUUGAAAUAAAACAAGGAAACAGUGAACAGGAAUCACUUGGUCCUCUUCCUAGUAUUCCAAAAUCCCCCGAGUCCGAGUCCCUUGGUCCUCUUCCCAGCAUUCCAAGUGGAAAGAAAUCUCCAGAUCCCGAUUCUCUUGGUCCACUUCCUCCACUUCCUGUUGAUGCCAAGCCUCCCGCACUACCACCCCCAAGAAAAUCUCCUGUACCUCAAAYAUUCACAGAGGAGAAACAUGAAGAGAACGACGAAGAGUUGGAGGACAUUUAUGAGGAAGUGAAGAUCAUACCAUUGCCWGAUGCAGACAAGCUUUCGCACUGGCACAAAAUGAGUCUUGAAGAACGAAGGGAAUACGAGGAGGAAAACAGAGAUGUCCCAUCGUCAGAUGUUCUUAUUGUCAGCGACAAGAAAUCUCAAUUUAGACCGCCUCCUCUUGUCCGUAAAGUCUCUUUCGAUGAAAAAGUCGAGGUCAUUAAUACUCAUCUUCCUAAGUCAAUGCAACCAGAGGCAGUUGUACCCAACGGAGAUCCAACAGAAAUUCCACAGGGUUCCCAAUCAACCACCAAACACCAAGCAGAAGUGAGUCCAAUGCAGCAACCAACUGCAAGGGAGAUGAGAAGUCUUCCACGUAAAACACUUAAAGAGAAUUGGAUCAAGUCUUCGAAUGCAGAGGAUAAUGAGACGCCGAGAAGUAAAGUGUUAGGAAGUGACAAAAAGAUAGAGCAAGAUAAAGAAAGAGAGAUGCUGCAGAAAGCAGAGGAAGAGUUCCUUAAUUUGGCCAAACAACCUAAAGAGAAAGCAUGUACAACGGUUCGUCGUCCAUCCAUUGUCGAGAGGAACAGACUUGCUUUUGAGAACAGAAAGAGAGCAGAAGCACUGGCUCAGUCGAAAGUCAAACCUCGAAGUCAGACUCUAAACAAAGAAAAAGCGGAUUUGCUGGCGAUGAUUGAGUUUCAGAAGAAACGAGUCGCURUUGCAAAAGAUCGAAAAAUAUUUUUCUCUUUUUCCAACACGACGACCAACACKGCAGUGGCUGAYGCAGAAAUGGAAUUUCAUGAAUCUCAACUUGGUUUGGCUAAAGCCAAGAAACGAAUAGCAGAAAUAGACAAUGAACUYAAAAACAUUGAAUUACUAGAAUUUAAGAAUAAGAAAACAGAUGAGAAUAAGCAGAAAGAACCAGUAAAACCGAAAGAUUUUAGGCUGAUCACGGAUGACAGUGACAGUGCAGAGCAGGUUAAAGCAACUGAUGACAAGGAUGGAAAUAAAAAUACAGUUAGAAACCUAAAGAAAGGAAAUGUUUUAUCAAAACUGAAGGUAUUCGAGAAUAUGAGCAAUAAAUAAAGGACAAUGGCGGAAUCCUGGAUAUACCGAGUUAUCUGUAUAAAAGGAUUUGCCUUGCAUGCCUCAGUACAGACUCCCGGAGUGUGCUAUGUCAGAAAAAGCGUCGAAGUGCGAACGGCCAUAACUCCAGCACAAUGUCACAUCUACAAAAUGUUUACUAGUUUUAUUUCUUCCACGACAUGGACUACGAUACAGAUAGCCCAAUUCUACAAAGUUCUCUUUUACUUGAUCCCACUCAAGAUGAUCGAAAUGAGAGGGAAAACARAAUGAGAUGAUUUUACAUUUUAUUUACACAUGAAAUACCUUUAAGAAARCWUKUUGUAGAAAAAAAUGGCAGUUACCCAGGCKUCAUUGCGGCACGUUUUAAAUUUGCAGUAGAGAUGUAUUCWAUGAUUAAUGAAUUAGAUAAGUAAUCAACAGUAUAUUAGUAGYAUAUAUUCACAUUGAAUUGAUGACCAUUGAUUUAAGAAGUCACUUAUUGAAUAAUCAAGUAAGGUUAGCUGAAACGCACUCACUGACGUCACGAUACCAUAUAAGGUAACACUCUAUGACGUGUGGAUCAUUUCCCACAUCGAUGACAUUUUUAUUGAAAUAUAAUUUAAAUGUUUCUUGUAGAAAGCGUAAUAUGAUUUAAUCUGAAAGUCCAAAUGUAAUUCUUUUAUUUCUUAUGUGUCAAAUAUAUUGRCGAGUAACGAUUUUUAACACUGUUUAGACUGAAUAUCAACGCUUAACGCGAAUAUCCGACGUUUUGAAGUCCUCUAAAAGGCAUCCUCAAGGAUGGUAUUGAAAUUUGUGCUUUUUGUCUUAAGCURAAGACUAGUAUAAAAGUAUUUAAAAUCUACUAAGGUCGCAUAUUUCAAUUAUUUACUUCCAAAGGUCGGAUAUUGAAAGAUGUACUUAUGUUCCACUAUUGUAAUAUAGUAAGAAAAAUACCGAGAGGAUUUUCUUGGUUGUGCGCAUGAUCAGUAGCCUCAUUAGACGGAUACAACAGUUUUAAAUAGGURGUAGGUUUAUUGUCAAAAAUCGUUUUUACAUAGUUUCAUAACAAGAGCUCAAUAAUCUGAGCAUAGUCGUGAAAAAUUCAAUAACAUUUUCUAUUGCAAUAAAUAUAACAUAUAUAGUA
Exaiptasia diaphana is the source of this 4667-nucleotide messenger RNA. RefSeq names its product actin filament-associated protein 1-like 2. The transcript has 8 exons. Bases 428 to 3544 code for a protein of 1038 amino acids. The record is from RefSeq and is a predicted model, not a curated record. Lineage: Eukaryota; Metazoa; Cnidaria; Anthozoa; Actiniaria; Aiptasiidae.